CGUGCAAACCAUACCGCUAAGAUUUUUCAAUAGUCACUCUUGCACUACGCAAUAGCCAUUAGAAUCAAUCGUUCUGCACUAACUACCACAAAAAUGGCUACUACAACUAUGCAUUUUGGCCCCGAAUGGAUGCGCGCAAAGCCACCACAAACGCCUGCUCGGCCCCAAGCACCUCCCUCUCCACCCCCUCCGGCAACAUCUAAUACACAGCAAACUAACGCGUCAACUUAUUCUGCACUCGUUACACCUGCCGCUGCACCAGAGCCUGAGAGACGCGACGAAUUCCGUCCGUUCAGAUAUUCCAAGGAAGCAAUGCUCAGAAUCUACAAAGAGGGUGGUGGGAGAGGUGGUUUGGGAUUAGAGGUGGAGAGGUGGGAGGGCAUUGUGCAUGAAGUCAGCAGUGAACCCACAGCGUUGCGCGAAAUGGGUGACGCGGAAAAGAAGCUCUUUGCUGGGCCACUUAAUUCCGAACUUCGACGGCGCCAGUCUACCGAUCUCAUAAGCACGCUUUCAUCACCAUCUGACAGACCCAGGUUGAACCAUUCCAACACCGUAGGAGGGAGUUCUAUCAGAGGGUUCAGUCUCAUGGGAAGGAGAAGAGAUAGCACAGCAGAUCAACCACCGCUUGCACUGCCUCGUAAAUUGUCUGUGUCUAAUACCCAAGGUAACUCGCCGCGCGACGGAGCACUUCCUUCCCCUCGCACCCGAAUAGGCGGCUUUGCUUCAGGUUUUGACGGUGUGCUUAACGGUGGAGAUUCUUGGAUGGCUAGACGUCGAACAUCGGAAAGCAUGCUGAAAGCUGGGGGAGCUUCCGCGGGGACCCGUCCGGAGGGCAGAGAAGAGGAUGUAAAAGGACUUAACAUCAAAGAAGUGGAGGAGGACACAAGUGUCGCACAAAACACUGCGCUCCAACCUGACCUUUCUGGUACUUCUCAACAAUCAUCUCCAAUCGCCGAUGCCCUGCCUCGCGACACAACUACUGACAGUCCAAACCAGCGAUCUACUCUAAAUGCAGAUUCUGUAGCCCGUCGUAUGGCUGGGAUGAAUCUUGGCGAAAAUGAGCGGACCAACGCGAACUUCCAUCCCAACCCUGUGGCCGACAGUCUGACGGCUGGUCCACCACCGGGUCUGGAUCCAGGUAGCAUUGAGUGGUCAUAUCUGGAUCCUCAAGGUCAUGUGCAAGGUCCUUUCAAAGCUGAUGUAAUGCAGAAAUGGUUUGAUGAGGGCUAUUUCACUCCCGACCUUAGGAUGAAGCGUACUCACAUUGAUCGGGAUUGGACUGCGGUUGGGAUUCUUGACCGCCAGGCUGCCGGCGGGAAAAUAUUUCUUUCACAAUUCCCGAUGUCCACCAGCCCUCCUGGUCUCAGUAUUCGCACCGAUUCCUCCCAGAAUUACUCCCCUGCUCAUGAACAUAAUACAUUCAGUGGAUACCAGCCUGUGCCAACCCGAACUCUCCGUAGUGCAACGUUGGACCCAUAUCAUAAUAGUGCUUCUCCUUCAGAUUCUCCCCCCUCAUCCUUUGGUGGUGGCAGGUUUGGCAACGGCUCCCCCGAUACUUCUGCAUUGGGCGGUAGAAUCGGAGGCCUUUACACUAGUGACUCGGGGUUCGGCUCUCAUAGUUUCACCGGCAAUGUAGGUCCGUUCGGUCCAGUCGGGGACCCCCGCUCGUCGUUCAACAACCUAGCACCCGGCAGAACCUCAUCCCUGGACACAUUCAGCACCUAUAAGAACAACGGUAACUCACAAUGGCCACCUUCUAUGACGCAGAAUGUCCAGCAUUUUAGCGGCAGCGAGCACUCCCUUGCUACUGGUUUCAACAAUGGCAUCGGCUCGGGCAUCAUGUCUGCGCCAAUGCCAGUUACGCAGAGCCACUCUUUCACACAGGAGCCCUCGUACGGCGAUGGCACGUACAACACCAUGGGCAGUCUCGGCACCUCGCACGACUCGCCCAUCGCACGGCUACCCGUCGAGGCGAACGGGCUAGGCUUCAACAACGUCGGGAUUAAUGGCUCACAUUAUGUGCAACACUACCCCCAGUCCCCUGCCUUGCCACAGCAGCGCUCCUCUACAUCGCCGUUCGUUGAAGUUCUCACGAAGGUCGCUGAAUCGCCUGACGUGCGGACACCGGUGUCUGCCGUGCAGCCUGAGAACGUGUCAUCACCGUGGGGCGCGCCCGAACUUACUGUUGUACGUCGCCCGGUGGUUGAGAUCCCUACUGCCUCCCCAGUUGCCCAGGCACCUCCAGCAGCCUGGAGUCAACCCCCGCAACCCGCUCGUCCCGCCCCAAAGUCAAAAGAGCCUUCGCCAUGGCUGACGGCCUCCCUAGGCGUCGUGGAUGAUGGGUGGCGCGAAAUCCCUGGCCCAAACAGCCUCACUGUGAGCAACCUCGGGCAGCACAAUAAGAUGUACGAGAAGGUGGACGAGGACGACAUUGCUGUGUCAGCCAUUGGGGAAGAGGAAGAGGAAAUUACUGCUGCUACUGCGCCCGUACCCGUGCCAGAGACAUCUCAGCCAGCGCCUUUGGCCCCCGCAACAGCCGCUCCACACAUCGAGUCCCCGGCACUUGCGGUGUCCAAGGCCAAACUUAAAUCCAAUGCUCGUGAGGCCCACGCACCUGCCCCAGCCUCUGCACCGAAGCCUGCACCUCCCGCACCCAUACCUGCCCUAAAGAGCCCAUCUCCUGUCCCGAAGCCUGCAUGGGCGACUGAGGACGAUGCGACAAAAGGCACGCGUUCACUCGGUCUGCGCGAGAUUCAGGAAGCAGAGGCAAAGAAGGCAGAGGCACGUAAGGCGGCUGAGCGCGAGCGGCUUGCACGAGCCAAUGCGCCACCACCUGCCGUUGUUGAGGAUGCGCAACUGUUCACCGCAUCGUGGGGACUUCCGACGUCUCAAGCUGGUUCACGAGCCGCUGUGUCGCCAAGAGGUGGAGAAGCUGUGGGCACGCCUGCAGCGAGUGCUCCAGUGUGGACCUCAGCGAGUACGACGCCCGCCAAGAAGACGAUGAAGGAGAUCCAGGAGGAAGAGGAGCGCCGGAAGAAGAUAGGUCUCAAGGAUUCGAUGGCGGCGACGGCUGCAAGGCGCGCAUAUGCGGAGACUACUUUCAAGGUGGUUCCAAGUGCUCAGAUUGGUGGUGGGGCAUGGACAACGGUUGGCGCAAACGGCAAGACAAAUGCACCUGUACCUGCGUCUGCGCCUCCUCGCCCAACUGUCACUCCAUCGGUAUCUACACAAGCGGCGCCUACACCACGCCCCAAUGGUACAGCGGUGCGCCCAACUGUGCAGAUCGUUACAAAGGCUGCUGCUGCCACACCACCACGCAUGGAUGACACUCCCGCUAUGUCUUCACACGAUUUCCUCAAGUGGCUAAGUGACACGCUGAAAGGGCUCAAUCAUUCCGUGAACCUGGAAGACAUAACGCAGAUGCUCCUCUCUUUUCCUCUCGACCCAGACCCAACGACAUCAGAGAUCAUUUCAGACCUGAUUUAUGCGAACAGCACGACGCUCGAUGGACGACGGUUCGCAGCAGAGUUCGUUAAGCGCCGUCGGGCCAGUGGUAUGGCUGGGCCAGGAACGAAUGGGAAUGGAAAAGUGUCGAUCGCGGACGUGGUGAAGACGACGCCACGGGCUGCUCAGCCAGAAUGGGGCUUCAAGGUUGUGAACAAGAAGAAGAAGGGGAAGGCGUGAGUGGGAGUGGGAGUGGGAGUGGAGUGGAGUGUUUUACCCGUUGUCCGCCUACGCACAUGCAUACUCAUAAGCAUACACUCAUUCAAUUGUUUUAUCUCAUCUCAUGAAUAAUUUUGUGUGGUCGAGUCCUAGUACUUAGCUGUGCAAGUCUGUGCAUUCCGUGAAUAUACAAUACCUCGAGCCCGAGUAUCGCUGCUAGG
This is a messenger RNA of Suillus paluster, 3884 nucleotides long. RefSeq lists its product as uncharacterized. The record is from RefSeq and is a predicted model, not a curated record. Lineage: Eukaryota; Fungi; Basidiomycota; Agaricomycetes; Boletales; Suillaceae. The transcript has 6 exons. Gene Ontology annotation, molecular function: protein binding. The coding region runs from base 94 to 3684 and encodes 1196 amino acids.